Molecule: messenger RNA, 3033 nt
Organism: Anopheles cruzii
Lineage: Eukaryota; Metazoa; Arthropoda; Insecta; Diptera; Culicidae
Product: peroxidase
Exons: 6
Coding region: 152-2227 (691 amino acids)
Biological process (GO): response to oxidative stress
Molecular function (GO): heme binding; peroxidase activity
Source: RefSeq, a predicted model, not a curated record
CUGAGCCUGAGCGUGUGUGUGUGUGUGUGUUGUUUCUGGUAUCCUUCGGUCCGCGCCCUGUUCCUGGUCGUGAUCCUGUCGUGCUAGAGAGAAAAAGAGAGAGAGAGAGAGAGUGUUAUCGAGCGCUGCAACGCAUACGAGCGAUAAGAUAAUGUUGCUGUUGGUGGUAGGAUCGGCGCUGAUCGCCCUCGGCAGCCAGAUCGAUGCGGUGAACGUCGCCACCUCCUAUAGCGUGGUCCACCACGAUCAGCCGUCCCAGGCCCAGCCACGGCUGCUGCACAAAGGCUCAGCCCACCACUACGCACCGGUCAGCACUCACCUUGCCUACAGCCACGCCGAGGCACCGCACUACGCUCCGCUGGUCAGCAAGACCCGCUACACCGUCCCGUUCCUGAGUGCGCUCCACCAGCAGCCCCAGUGUCCGGCACCACCGACCUGCGUCAAGUCACGCUACCGUACGCUCGAUGGGUCUUGCAACAACCUGCAGAACCCGACCUGGGGUACCCCGAACCGUCGCUACGGACGUCUGCUGACGCCCAAGUACGGUGAUGGUAUCUCGCUGCCGACGGUGUCCGUCACUGGGGAGGAGCUGCCCAACGCACGAGUCGUUUCGCUGGUCGCGUUCGGCGAGCAGGACAUCGCGGACCCGGAGUACACCCUCGGCAACAUGCAGUGGGGACAGAUCAUGACGCACGACAUGAGCAUGCAGGCCGGCGGAACCCAGUCGAAGAAACACCCAACCCGUUGCUGUACCGAUGAGGGCAAACUGAUCGCCAAGGAGCGUGCCCCUAGCGCCUGCUACCCGAUCCUGGUGCCCGAGCACGAUCCGGCCCACUCGCAGACCGCAACCGAGUGUAUGAAUUUUGUGCGUACGAUGACCGACCGGGAGGAUCAGUGCACCCCGACACACCCAACGCAGCCGGCCGAACAGCUGACGACGGUGACCUCAUACCUUGAUCUUUCGCUCGUGUACGGUAACUCGGACCAACAGAACGCUGGACUCCGGGCGUUCACCGGUGGUCGGAUGGCGGUGGUGGAGCGUGAUGGGUACGAAUGGCCCCCGAAUAACCCGAACUCGACGGCCGAGUGUGAUCUGGAGUCACCGGAUGAGGUGUGCUACCUGGCCGGAGAUUCGCGUGUCAACCAGAACCCGGGCCUGACGAUCAUGCAGAUCGUGCUGCUGCGCGAACACAACCGGCUCGCGGAUCAGCUCCAGAAGUACAAUCCACACUGGGACGACGAGCUGCUGUUCCAGGAGGCGCGCCGCAUCAACACGGCCCAAUACCAGCACAUCAACUACUACGAGUGGCUGCCGAUCUUCCUGGGCUGGGAGAACAUGCUCAAGAACCGUCUGAUCUACCGCGUGAAGGGCGGUGAGUACAUCAACGACUACGACCCGAGCCAGGACCCGUCGGUGCUGAACUCGCACGCCACCGCCGCCUUCCGGUACUUCCACUCGCAGAUUGAGGGACGCCUUGACUUGGUGUCGGAGAUCCGCAAACCGACGGGAUCGCUGCGACUGAGUGACUGGUUUAACCGUCCGUCGAUCCUGGAGGCCGGCGACAACUACGACUUCCUGACCCGGGGUCUGGCCACGCAGCCCGAGGAACUGACCGACACCAACUUCGACGCCGAGAUUAAGCACUUCCUGUUCCGCCGUGGACGUCCGUUCGGUGGUGAUCUGCGGGCUAUCGACGUACAGCGCAACCGGGACCAUGGACUGGCGGGUUACAACGACUACCGCGAGUUCUGUGGCUUCAAGCGGGCCUCCACCUGGGAGGAUCUGAUGGAUCUGAUUUCGCCGCAGGACGUGUCCAAGUUGCAGUCGCUGUACGCGAGCAUCGACGACAUCGAUCUGACCGUCGGUGGUUCGCUGGAGGCGCACGUCAACGGUGCCCUGGCCGGGCCCACCUUCCUGUGCAUCCUGACCGAGCAGUUCUACCGCACGCGUGUCGGCGAUCGGUACUUCUACGAGCGGGGCGAUAAGGAUGUGGCGUUCACGCGUGAACAGCUGGCGGAACUGCGGAAGGCCAGCAUGGCCCGUCUGUUCUGCGACAACGGCAACCACGUGACGUCGAUGCAACCGAAGGCGUUCCUGCGGAUCUCGCACAGCAACCAGGUGGUGCCGUGCCCGCAGCUCCCGGAGGUUGACCUGUCCCUGUGGAAGGACUUGUCGUACGAUAACAGCCUUCACUCGUUCCACUAUUACCACAACUACAAGAAAUAAGCCAGCCAGUCUGCCAGCCGACUGGGACUGAGAAGAUGCACCAAGCGAGUGUUGUGUUUAGUUUCCCCCUCUGCACCACUGUUUUCAACCGCCCUGCCACCAAUCCAGUCACCUCCUACCAACAUCUUUGCACAUGAUCCUUUCGCCCGUUCCUCGGUUCCUGCGGAUGAUUCUCUGGAGCAGCGAGGACGACACCGCUUCUUGUUGUUGUUGUGUUGUACACCUUUUUGAGAUUGACUCAUCCAUUACGCGCACCCCAUGCUCGAUUGCUGACCCAGCCUGUAGUGUUUGUCCAGCGGAAAUUCCUUCCAGCAGCAACAGCAGCAGCAGCAGCAGAGAAACGGCUCCCAUUUUUCGGGUAUCCGCCCCACGGUCAGCUCCAUCAGCCGGCAAAAAACGCCAAACAUUCAAUCGCCAGUGUGUAGAUAAGGAUAAGCAGAUCCUGGACUCCGGAUCCCGGACCACACGUUUCGUCCCGCGUUUCGUUUCGUUUCUUGUUUUUGUUUUGCCAUAACCUCACUUUGGUCCCGAGGAUCAGUAUCGUCGUCCAUCCAGAGACAGAGACCAGAGUUCCAGAUUCUUCCGCACAUCGGAUGGAGCCACUCCAUUCGUCGUAGGUUACCUCCGGGAUCCGGGCAGCAUCUGUUGAUCAUCCAUUACAUUGCAUCCUUCAUCGUUGCAUUCUUCCUAUCACACUCCCUUCUCUACUGACCUUACUUGUAGUGUAGUGGUAAAGCGAAGUAGUGUUAUUUAAAAAACGAUGAAAUUAUAUUAGCUGUAUGUUGUUUUGUGAAUAAAGUUUCCUA